This is a messenger RNA of Hyaena hyaena (striped hyena), 2623 nucleotides long. RefSeq names its product chaperonin containing TCP1 subunit 6A (gene CCT6A). The transcript is spliced from 14 exons. Lineage: Eukaryota; Metazoa; Chordata; Mammalia; Carnivora; Hyaenidae. The record is from RefSeq and is a predicted model, not a curated record. Gene Ontology annotation, cellular component: chaperonin-containing T-complex. Gene Ontology annotation, molecular function: ATP-dependent protein folding chaperone; ATP hydrolysis activity; ATP binding. Gene Ontology annotation, biological process: protein folding. The coding region runs from base 114 to 1709 and encodes 531 amino acids.
GCCGGACGCGCCCGACUUUUCCAGAAGACCCGGGUGGCGUCUCCAGGCCACGCUUGAGCCGGCUUUGGGCACUCCGCACGCCGGGUCUCCUCCUCUUCCUGUAGUGGUUAGCUAUGGCGGCCGUGAAGACCCUGAACCCCAAGGCCGAGGUGGCCAGGGCCCAGGCGGCACUAGCGGUCAACAUCAGCGCGGCCCGGGGGCUGCAGGACGUGCUGAGGACCAACUUGGGGCCUAAGGGCACCAUGAAGAUGCUUGUUUCUGGUGCUGGAGACAUCAAGCUUACUAAAGAUGGCAAUGUGCUGCUUCAUGAAAUGCAAAUUCAACACCCAACAGCCUCCUUAAUAGCCAAAGUAGCAACAGCCCAGGAUGACAUAACUGGUGAUGGUACCACAUCCAAUGUCCUGAUCAUUGGAGAACUACUGAAACAAGCGGAUCUCUACAUUUCUGAAGGUCUUCAUCCCAGAAUAAUAACAGAAGGAUUUGAAGCUGCAAAGGAAAAAGCACUUCAGUUUCUGGAACAAGUCAAAGUGAGCAAAGAAAUGGAUAGAGAAACACUUAUAGAUGUGGCCAGAACGUCUCUGCGUACUAAAGUGCAUGCUGAACUUGCUGAUGUCUUAACAGAGGCUGUGGUGGAUUCCAUUUUGGCCAUUAAAAAACAAGAUGAACCUAUUGACCUCUUCAUGGUUGAGAUCAUGGAGAUGAAACAUAAAUCUGAAACUGAUACAAGCUUAAUCAGAGGUCUUGUUUUGGACCAUGGGGCAAGGCAUCCUGAUAUGAAAAAAAGAUUAGAAGAUGCAUACAUCCUCACGUGCAACGUGUCAUUAGAAUAUGAAAAAACAGAAGUGAAUUCUGGCUUUUUUUACAAGAGUGCAGAAGAGAGAGAGAAGCUUGUAAAAGCCGAAAGAAAAUUCAUUGAAGAUAGAGUUAAAAAAAUAAUAGAACUGAAAAAGAAAGUCUGUGGUGAUUCAGAUAAAGGAUUUGUGGUUAUUAAUCAAAAGGGAAUUGACCCCUUUUCCUUAGAUGCUCUUGCAAAAGAAGGCAUAGUAGCUCUGCGGAGAGCUAAAAGGAGAAAUAUGGAAAGGCUGACUCUUGCUUGUGGUGGAGUAGCUCUAAAUUCCCUUGAUGACCUAAAUCCUGAUUGUUUGGGACAUGCAGGACUUGUGUAUGAGUAUACAUUGGGAGAAGAGAAAUUCACCUUUAUUGAAAAAUGUAACAACCCUCGCUCUGUCACAUUAUUGGUCAAAGGACCAAAUAAGCACACACUAACCCAGAUCAAAGACGCAAUAAGAGAUGGCUUGAGGGCUGUUAAAAAUGCUAUUGAUGACGGCUGUGUAGUUCCAGGUGCUGGUGCAGUGGAAGUGGCAAUGGCAGAGGCCUUGAUUAAAUAUAAGCCCAGUGUAAAAGGCAGGGCCCAACUUGGAGUGCAAGCAUUUGCUGAUGCAUUGCUCAUUAUUCCCAAGGUUCUUGCUCAGAAUUCUGGUUUUGACCUUCAGGAAACACUAGUUAAAGUUCAAGCAGAGCAUUCAGAAUCAGGUCAACUUGUGGGUGUGGAUUUGAACACAGGUGAGCCAAUGGUAGCUGCUGAAGUAGGCAUAUGGGAUAACUAUUGUGUAAAGAAACAGCUUCUUCACUCCUGCACUGUGAUUGCCACCAACAUUCUCCUGGUUGAUGAGAUCAUGCGAGCUGGAAUGUCUUCUCUAAAAGGUUGAAUUGAAGCUUCCUUUGUGUCAUCUGUAUCAUGAAGACUAUGGAGUGAUCCUAAGAAUAUAACUAUGGAAUUUUCAUCCAAGCUUCAAAUGAUUUUCAAAAGCAUUUUCUUUUCCCAUAUGAAAAAGAACACUGACACUCAAAUUCUGAAGUUCUGAAAUUAUAAUUACAGUAUUUUUUUUAAUUGCACUGCAGUUUAUACAUAUUAAGCAGACCAUUUUCACUCAAUGAACCAGGAUGUUUUGCUUUAGCUUCAGUGAUCUAAAAGUACUGUGUUAGACAAGUAUAUGUUAUCUACCUUGUUAUUAAAUGGUCCUUGAAAAACAAAUUUACUGGUUUAAUAAUUUCUUCUAAUGGAUCUAUUUUAAUUUAUCCAGUGAUUCCCUUUUGUCACACUUGUAAGUUCUAAUGCAAAUGUAAAUCAUACUUAAGGUACCUUAAGAUUUUGGAAGCAUCUCUUUCUUUAGUAUAAAUUCCUGAGUAAAACUGUUGGAUCAUUUGUUUGGACUUUUAGUACUUUUAAAGUACUUUUGCUGAAAUGCUCCCCAGAAAAGUUGGGUGAAGUAGGGGCAAGGGAGUUGAAUAAACAGAGUAUGAAGAGAGAAAACUAGAAAUAGAGGAGACAGAGGUAAAAACACCCUUUAAGACAUGGGGGCUAAAGGAUAGAUGUUCAUGUGGACCAGAUUUUCACACCCCUGCCCCUGGCCUUAUGCUGAAGUACCUGCCCAUCCAUCCCAAGCUAUAGUGUCGUCUUUUUCACACCCAAGUUACUGUUCUCUCCCCGUUUUCACAAAAUUGUUUUUAUAGUUGGUAGAGCUCCUUUGCAGCCUUUGACAGUGAAAUUGUUGCAAAGCCUUGUAUUUUUGAGGACUUGGCAGUUACCUACAGUGAGUGUGCAAUAAAUAUUAAAUUGAAA